Brassica rapa (field mustard) is the source of this 7367-nucleotide messenger RNA. RefSeq names its product berberine bridge enzyme-like 4. NCBI's taxonomy places the organism in Eukaryota, Viridiplantae, Streptophyta, Magnoliopsida, Brassicales, Brassicaceae. Gene Ontology annotation, molecular function: FAD binding; oxidoreductase activity. The record is from RefSeq and is a predicted model, not a curated record.
AUAGUCAAGACCCAUCAUUUUUUGAACCUAAAACCAGUUAAACCGGGUAUUUCGGAUGUCCUAUCGAGUCUUGGGUUUGGUCGGGUUGGGUCUAAGACCCGUGGAUCCUAUACAACAAGACCGAAUGGGGUAAAAUGACAUUAAUUUAUCCAUAUCCUACUAAAGCUGAUUUUUCAGAUUUUUGGAUCCGGGUAAAAUGCUCGGGCCUAGUCACUCUUUUACAGAAAUGUAGGCUUAAUAUUUCACUAAACAAACCACAAAGAUAUCUAACACAGAGUUAACUAACGCUAAAAGAACAAUAACGAGUCAGGAAAUCUAGAACUAGAAGUCGACAUCUUCGGAGAAUCUAGUGGAAUUUUUUUUGAAUACUAUAUGAUUGUAUCCGAUCAUUACAGAGUAAAACUUUAGGCAAUUUAGGAAUAUCACUUUGUUAGUUACCGGAUCUGCACUCUCCAGUCUCCAGUUUACGAUCGUGCGUAAUCGUUCAGACAAUUCAAGAUAUUUCGGCCGACAUGCAUGCCAAAUCGUAAGGUUUGGUCGCUGUGUGGUUGCUUACCUAAACAAGGGUCCCCCGUAAACAAUCAGUAUGAACAAAACACAAUGGGCUCUUCGAGUUGUGCAUUAAUGUGGUUACUUUCAUUUGAAAGCGAAUGUUUAUAUGUAUAAAUGUAUUUAAUGUUAGAGGAAAAAAAUGAUCAACGUUAUGCUCUAAGAAAAGUCUUAGGAAAAAAAGGUUUGCUUCAAAAUUUCACAACAAUCUUAAAAAACAUUAGUUUUCUUUUUCAGUCAUGCCAACACGUAACCUAUAAAAUUGAAUUCAACGACGGAGAAAAAACAGUGAUUGGACAAGAAGAGAGGAAAAUUCAGUGCAUUCUAGAUUAUUAAUAUUUUUUUACAUAAAAAUGAACAACAUUUAAUUACAACUUAUUUUCGAUAAAGGAUGGGCUUCUUGAAAAUAUGAAUGAAGUCUCACCUUACGUUUCCAUGAAUAAAAUCUGAGUGUAUUCAAAACUUUUUCCAUUAUAUCAGAAUUCGAUAAUAUAGUUAUUCUAAACCAAACCCUAAAGUAGCAUCGAGAUAUAUAUGUUGAUGUGGAAUAGGAAACUGUAAUAGCAGCCUGUAUUAUAGCAGCCUGUAUUUCAAUCUGUUUUCUUGACCAUGAGAUAGAGUCCUCCAAUACUUGAUUACCAUAAUCUAUAGUAAGUUGCGUUACAAGUUCCAUAUAUUAAAAUAUAUUUCAAAGAAAAAAUCGCAUAAGCUAUUCAAAUUGCACCACCAUAUUUGAAAAAAAAAUCAAAGUAAACAUAUAUGACAAAAAUCCAAUUUUAAAUGAAAAAUUCAACGGAUUUAUUUUGAUAAAAGUUUUCCCUGACCCUGACGAAAUUUUUUUCUAUAAAUUGAGAUCAACGUAGAAGCGUAAGUCAUAUUACAUCAAAACAAAAACAAAACAAAAAAAAAAAUAUGAAAGAAGCACUAUCCAUAUUGUGUCUUGUUCUUCUUGUUUCGGUUUCCGAAGCAGCAAUAACGAAACCACAUUUUGGAAACUUCAUCAAAUGCCUUCGCUCUCGCACUAAUCCGGAGAAUCCCAUCAACGAUGCCAUCUUCACCGCCGAGAACACUACCACCUUCUUGUCUUCUUACGUGUCCUACACGAAAAACAAGAGGUUCACGAGCCCUAACUACAAAACACUGAUGGCCAUUGUCACGGCAAAACAUGUGUCUCAUGUUCAAGCCACGGUGGUCUGCGCAAAGUCCAAUGGCUUCCAGCUCCGUAUCAGGAGCGGCGGUCACGACUACGAGGGGCUUUCUUACAUGUCCUCAGUGCCAUUUGUCAUCCUCGAUAUGUUCAACCUUAGGUCUAUAACCGUUGACGUGUCAAGCAAGAAAGCUUGGGUUCAAGCUGGUGCGACCUUGGGAGAGCUCUACACAAAGAUCAACGAGGCAAGCAAAACGUUAGCGUUCCCAGCUGGCGUCUGCGCUACCGUAGGAGCAGGAGGACACAUCAGCGGUGGAGGGUACGGUAACCUCAUGAGAAAAUACGGAAUCACGGUGGAUCAUGUUGUUGAUGCUCAAAUAGUCGAUGUCAACGGCAAGCUCUUGAACCGAGCUAGCAUGGGAGAAGAUCUCUUUUGGGCCAUUCGUGGUGGUGGUGGUGGGAGUUUCGGAGUUAUCCUCUCUUGGAAAAUUAACCUCGUGGAGGUUCCAAGGAUCAUGACAGUGUUUAGGGUUAACAAAACAUUGGAACAAGGAGGCACUGAUGUUCUCUACAAGUGGCAGCUUGUCUCAACCAAACUUCCAGAAACUCUUUUCAUCAGAGCAAUGCCUCAGGUCGUAAAUGGAACGAGACGUGGGGAGAAAACCAUCGCGGUUGUGUUCUAUGCUCAGUUCAUGGGGAGAGCCGAUGAGCUUAUGGCUAUAAUGAACCAGAGCUUGCCUGAACUAGGGCUAAAACGUGAAGACUGUCAAGAAAUGAGCUGGCUCAACACAACCUUGUUUUGGGCUGAUUAUCCCGCCGGUACACCGACAAGCAUCCUCUUAGAUAGACCAUCGAGUCCCGGAGAUUUCUUCAAGAGCAAGUCAGACUACGUCAAGAAACCUAUCCCUAAAGAAGGCAUGGAGAAGCUUUGGGCGACAAUGUUAAAAUUCAAGAACGUUGUGUGGAUGCAGUGGAACCCUUACGGCGGCGUGAUGGACCGUAUUCCGGCGACCGCCACGGCUUUUCCUCACCGGAAAGGAAACUUGUUCAAGAUUCAGUACUUUACUACAUGGUUGGACGCAAACACCACAGAGGCUAGUCUUAAUAUGAUGAGGGAGUUUUACGAGGUUGCUGAACCGUAUGUGUCAAGUAACCCGAGAAAGGCGUUCUUUAACUAUAGAGACAUGGAUGUUGGAAACAAUCCGAGUGGUCAGACAAACGUUGAUGAAGCUAAGAUCUAUGGUUCGAAAUAUUUCUUGGGGAAUUUGAAGAGGCUGAUGGAAGUUAAAGCCAUGUAUGAUCCUGAGAACUUCUUCAAGAACGAGCAGAGUAUUCCUCCUGCUCGUGUAAACUAGUAGAGUUACUCAAAUUCAUUUAUCAGGUGUAAUACGUUACGUGUGCAUGUGUUAUAAGCCUAUAUUGCUUUCGUUAUUGUAUCAUUUGCAUUAUGAUCAUUCAGUUGUAUUUAUGCAUAACAUAAUAAAGAAUUUCACGGAAUCGAUUCUCCUUGCAGAUAUUUGGAUUGAUCGGUUAGUACGUACUAAAAGGGAUUAGAAUAGUAGAAGCCUUUAAUUAGGCCUAAAAAGUUAAAAGACAUAAAGAUUAGCCGAAGCCUAACCCGGAUUAGAAUAGCCGAAGCCUAACCCGUUAUAAAUCAUACCAGAAGAAGUAGUUUUAGGCUUUUAGCCCUAAUCAGCAAUGGUUACAUGCUUAUGUUUUCAAAUAGUAGAAUUCGACCUAACUACAACAAUCUUGUGGGCUUUCUUGAGAUGGUUUAACGUUUACCAUUUGUUUUGGAUUGAUCGGUUAGUACUAAAAGGGAUUAGAAUAGUAGAAUGUCAAUGAUUAGAACUCAAAAAGUUUUGCAGUGAAUGUCAAUGAUUAGAACUCAAAUAGUUUUGCAUAAGUUAUACCAAUUCAAGAAACUUUUAAACCCAAAAGCACUAUAUAUGUUUUUGUAUACAUUGAUUUCUAAUAAUUGCCUUCAUUGCAAAAGCAAUCGUAUACGGUAAACCAAUUCUAGUUAAAAAAUCAAAUAUUUUUACAAAAAGUAUUAUUUUUAGCGUUUGGGUGUACACAAAACGAACCCGUAUAUGUUUACAGUUUACAUAGAAAGCAUUGUUUAACGUUUGGGUGCAAAAUAAAAAAAAAUCCAUGUCUACGAAAAAGGUUAACCGUAAUGACUUGAGCUUAAAAAAAAGAUUUGAGCUUAAUUUCUUGAAUUGGUUUACGUACACGUUUGCUUUUAAACCAAUUGAGAAUUUUGAAAAAAAUCCGCAUGAAGGCUUUUUGUAUUAAACUGGUAUAAAACCGUUUAGUCAAGCUGACCCAGAUGUUCUCUUUCUUGGAAAAUUGCUUAAAAUACUUAACUACCACAUAAAAAAAAAUAUAAUCAAUCAAAAAUAUUGUAGCAUUUAGAUUUAUAAUUACUGAUUAUUAUUUAGGGUUUAUUAUUUAUGGGGUGAGGUUGAGUUUAUAAAUGUUUUAUAAUUUAUUCUUACAUUUUACAAAUAAUUUAGGACAGUUAAGUAUUUUACCGCAAAUUUAAGGUAUUAUGAAAAUAGUUAUUUUCUAAUGAUAAAUUGGAAACAUAGUAUUGGUAAAAUUGAAAUUUCCUAUUUUUAAUAUUUUCACCAAUUCUUUUUUCUUUUCGCAUGUACACUUUCAUUAAUUUGAGGGUAAAAAUAGUAAGAUAGUUAAAGUGUUUGGCUACUUCAAAUAAGUUUUUAAUGUUUUUGGUUAAUGAUGAUAAUUUGAAAUAGUUUUGUAAAUGUUUCACCUUUUAUUUCAUUAUUGCUGUUACUAUUUUUCAUAUAUUUUAUGUGCUAUAAUACUAAAUUUUAAUAAGGUUGCUUAUAUAAGAUUGAUGUUUUGGAUUUUAAUUAUGUAUUGAAAGAUUGAUGUUUUAGAAUAUAGUCAACGAACUAGAUUUCGAUCCGCGUUUUAAAAGUGCAGAUACUUAUGAUAAAAAAUUUCAUUAACAAUGUUACAAAUAUUUUUUUAAUUUGUAAGAUUUUUUCUAUUUAAAAAAAAAUCAUUUAAAUCAUCGUUUUUAAACCUGGCCCAACCCGGUACUUGAAUGGUAAACAUGGUGAUCCAAUAUGUAACCUAAUUUAGAUUUUAAGAAAUAUCCGUUAUUUAAAAACCAAAUAAAACACUAAAGUUUGAGGCUAAGCGGUUAAACCGAUGGGUACCUGAUAUGGAAUCCAAUAUUGUAAUAAUUGUAUGUUCAUAUGAAUAUAGUUAUAUGAAAAUCAAAAUAUUAUAAUCGGUUAUGUUUAUUUUAAAAUAUUUAAAAUUGAAAUGAGGUAUAAUUAAUCUUUUUAAUUUGUCUCAUGUUGUAAAAAUAAAGAAAAAUAAAGUUGUCUCACAUUAAUUGAUUAAUGCUUAUUUUAAAAUUAUUUUAAUAUGUUAUAAUAAAAAUUAUCAAAUAUUUUGGUCAAUUUAUUUUGUAUUUUAUAAUUAUUUUGUAUGUCUCAUAGAAUAACCCACAAAACUUUUAAGCGUAAAAACACCAAGCAUAAUUUGUAAUAAUAUAAUCAAAUAUUAUAAAUAUUAUUGUAAUAUAUUCUAAAUAGAAAUAUUUCACCUAUUUAAAAACACAACCUAUCGAAAUAUAAGAUUUUGUUUAUUCAGUAUGGAUUGGGUUCGGUUCUCCAAAAACCAAAAUUUUGAAUAAUUCGGAUAUUUAAUCAAUUUUGGUUUGGGUUUGGUACUACUUUUUCGGAUCGAGAUAGGUUUGGUUCUUCAGAUUCGGGUAUUUUGCCUAACCCUUAUAUUAUUGACAUGAAAAAAAAUAGAAAAAUAUUUUUGAAAAACAUACCCGUGCGGGCGCGGAGAUCAAAGUCUAGUGUGUAAUUAUAGAUUUAGCAGCAAUCAAAUAUUAAUUGUUUUGGUCAAAAAUAAUGAAUGUUGUUAUCUAAAUAUAUGAAUGAUAUUCCCUUGUAAAUAACUUAAAAAGUUAAUGGCAGAAUCCUAAUAGGUAUUUUACUUUAAUAGUAUAAAAUUUAUUUUUAAAACUAACAAAUAAAUGUAAAAAGUAAAACAAAAAUAUAUUAAUUUUUACUGUGUGAAAACUGUAGAAUAUCAAUUUUCACAUAUAAAAAAUUAUAUAGUAAUUUUUCCAUGGUAAGCAAAUCUUUUCAAGGAUUCCUUUCCACGGACCGUUGGUCUUAUGUUCCCAAACACACGACUAGGGCAGUAGGGCUUGUUUUGAGAUUUAUGGCGCAUGAAACUAUUACGGUAUAAAAACUGGAUAAUCUAUGCAUAUAUAUAUUUUAGAUAGUUUGGGGAUCGGAUGAUCCAUGGACGCUUUAAAUCCACAUUGUUGCUGAUAGUCCAUAGCUCGAGUUCAAGAUCUUCCGCCCGUUGUUUGAGUGGCAAACUUUGAUUGAUGUUUGCAGUGCCGUCCCAAAGAUUUAUGAGGCUUAAAGCCUGUCAAAUAAUGUGGUCCUUCAUAAAAAUUACCAAUAAAAAAUGAAUUUAAAACUGGUUGUGGUUGAGCUAGAGACCAAAAAGGUCUAAUAUCUCUUACUUUUCCCAUCUAAAUUACAAGUAAUUUUUGAAAAUGUGGCAAUACUUUUUGUAUUUAUAAUAUGUGGCCUGAAGCCAAUGCUUCAUUGGCCUUAUAGAAGGGACGGGCCUGGAUGUUUGCACCCUAUAUGUAGAAGAGUUUCUCCUAAUUAAUUAAUUAAUUAAUAUAUAAAAAAAACUCCAACAAAAUAUAAAAUAUAAAAAAAAAUUAAGGAAGAGGAGAGAUAAGUUGAUAAAAAAAUAUCAACGCGUUUUCUCCCUUUUCUCUCUGCGCCUGAAUCUUAAUGCGUGAACUCCGACCGGCGCGUGGUGGCUCCGUGAGCACCGUCGCCGGUCACAAUCACAAUCUCUGUCUUUUCUCCUCAUUGCUUGAUUCUAGUUCGGUUUGUGACUAAGGCUCAAUUUUGAGAGAUAUGCUUCCUUUCAAAUCAAUGAAACCCUAGAUCUGUUGUAGAUUUUUGAUAAAAACUCUGGAUCUGAUGAUUCACGGUGUGGCCUAGCCACAAAACUCUUGUUUAGAAAUCUACGCCUAGAUUUGGUGUGUUUUGUUGUGGUGCCUAUCUCUGGAUUUCUUGUGUGGUUUGCUUCUUUUCAGGUAUUAUCUAAGUGGGUGGAGUUUGCUGUGGAUUCCUCUGAUCGUCUUUAUGCUGUUCGUGGCCUGUGUUAUUGAUGUUCCGGAUUAGGUGGGCUUUGCUCCUAGUUGUUUGUUCAGAUCUUGUGGAGGUUUGAUUUUGGUGUGGCUUCAUUCCUUGGUGUUGCUCAUACGCAUACGACUCAUCCGUUUCUAGAGGUUGAUUGAAUCUGAAGGAUUCUCCCUCACUCGUUGGUGAAGCUUCUGUUACUUGGUUCUUGAGGUUCUUGAGGUGUUUCCUCGGUGUACUAGGAGGGAUUGGUUUUACGGUGGUUUGGCCAGGGGCAUUCCCAUUUAACAGCUUUCAUAGAUUCUUUAUCUUUUAGAUGUCUCUGUUUUGUUGAGUUUGCUAUCAAUGGUCCUCGAGUCUUGUUGUUUAGUCUAAAGUGUUGGUCUGUAAGUGCCAUGGUUUGUUAUUGUAUGGGCUUCUGCUAUCCUUUAUGGGUUUUAGGUUCUGGAGAUAUGGUGUUGUCUGCCGGCUUAGCUAACCACAUACAUAUCUUCGUC